UCCGGUCUGCGUAUCACUGUUGCAACGAUAUCGGCUCGAGGCUGAACGCAUUUGAUCCGUCGCUGUUGCCCGCUGGCCUUUGGAGUUCGAUCCUGGUUCUUCUUUCCUUUCUUUCUUUCCUCCGUCUUGGUCUUUUGAUAUACCCCCUUUCUCGCCAUCAGUUUUCCCACCACACGUAUACCCCUUCAGCGCUUUCACACUUCACAACAUCUUUUUGGCUUUUUCGUCACGACACGACACGACACGCCACCCCACGACACCAUGAAGCUCUACCCAUCCCUGUCCGACGACCUCGCCGCCUGGGCCGCGCAGCAGCCCGUCUUCUUCACGGCCUCGGCCCCCACGCACGCACCACACAUCAACGUCUCCCCCAAGGGCCAGACGUCCAGCCAUCUCGCCUUCCUCACCCCCAACCGCUGCGCCUACAUUGAUCGCACCGGCAGCGGCUGCGAGACCAUUGCGCACGCCUACGAGAAUGGCCGCCUCGUUCUCAUGUUCAUCAGCUUCGGCGCCGCCCCGCGCAUCCUCCGCCUGUUCGGCACGAGCACCGUCGUCGAAUGGGACGACCCGCGCUUCGAUGACCUCGUGAGGACGAUCAGCAAGGGUCAGCGGGGUGCGUUUGACGGCGCGCGGGCGGUUGUCGUCUGUGACAUUUUCCAGGUGCAGACGAGCUGUGGAUACGGUGUGCCUAGGGUCAAGCAGGCGCUCUACGACCCCGACGCUGCCGCUGAUGCUACUCCACCAGCUGAGCAGCAACAGCAAGCUGCGUCGGAAAAGGGGGCUGAAUGGGAUGUCUUUGAGGACCGUCCCACAAUGGACACCUGGGCCGCGAAAAAGGUCGAGACGGCCGCCCUGUUUGACUACCAGAAGGAAAAGAAUGCAUACAGCAUUGACGGCCUGCCUGGUCUCAAGUCAGCGAGGCGCGACACGGGGCAGAACAUGCGUCUGGUGGAGUUGCAAGCGUGGGGGGCCCGGAUCGCCAAGGAAGGCGAUGCUGUUGCCGUUGGCUUUGUCGGUGCCGUGGUCCUUUUCCUUUUCCUUCGAUUUGUUCUUGGGUUGCUGUAACCUUGCUUUGCGCGCAUAUAGAUAGAUUUGCAUGUUUUUUCUCCUUGACCUCGGAGGUUAAAAAAGGUAGCAAUGGCCUGGAAUUCGGUAUGACUAGCAAUAGAACUGAAAAAGAGUUGGAAUUUCCCUGUUAAGCUUUCCUCGUCUAUCCCAUACCUCCCGACCAAGCUCCAACGCACAAUGACACCUCUCUGCUACAAAGUAGCG
Molecule: messenger RNA, 1272 nt
Organism: Emericellopsis atlantica
Lineage: Eukaryota; Fungi; Ascomycota; Sordariomycetes; Hypocreales; Bionectriaceae
Exons: 1
Coding region: 262-1065 (267 amino acids)
Source: RefSeq, a predicted model, not a curated record